This is a messenger RNA of Lipotes vexillifer (Yangtze River dolphin), 1717 nucleotides long. It is a transcript of the gene TMEM171, whose product is annotated as transmembrane protein 171. The record is from RefSeq and is a predicted model, not a curated record. The coding region runs from base 662 to 1639 and encodes 325 amino acids. Lineage: Eukaryota; Metazoa; Chordata; Mammalia; Artiodactyla; Lipotidae. The transcript has 4 exons.
AAAACGCCCGGUUCAAGGGCAGAGAAAGUGAGCAGUUUAAGUCCGGCAAAUCAUUAGCGACUGAGAACCAGGAAGGGGGUUCGAUGGCAACGCGGGACUGCGAUGACCAUGACGACCAUAAGUGUGAGUCUUGGAGCUAGGACCGGAUGCCUGUACGCUUCGGGCAUGGACGACCGUUGUCUCACACGCUAAUGGAGCGCACGUUUCUGUGACCUGGUGUCUCUAUAACCUCUUCGUCGGGGAGCUCGCGGCGAGGGGCUAGCCCCAGUGACCCCAGCCAAGGUCUCUGGAGCGGCAGGAGGGCCACAGGCCCCCAGGUGCACCCGUCCCAGAGGGCGCGGCGGCGGGAACGCAGGGACCCCUGCCUGGGCGGCGGCCACACCGCUGCCCUUCCUUCCCCACCCCCGGCCCAAAUUCUGGGCUCUCGGCCCGGAAGGGAACUGGCUCCCUUCACGCCGCCCGGACCUCGACCGUCGCCUCGCGAGUUGGGACAGCCAGGAGAACCCCCACUUGCCGCCCCGUGCCCGCAGGGCCACGGGCCGAGGAGGAGGAGGCGGCGGAGGGGGGCAUUUUCCCGGAUUCCUCGCGCACACGAGUUGUUGAAACCAUUGAAGGGAAGGAACACAUCCCACCCCCCUCGGGGAAGUGGCCUCUUCUGGCCAUGUCUCCUGUAGCUGCUGCCGAGCCAGAUGGGGUCCAGGGAGACAGGCAUGUGACCAAGCUCAUUUUCUUCCUUUUUGUCAUCGGUGCCAUCCUGCUGUGUGUGGGAGUCCUGCUCUCCAUCUUUGGCUUCCAGGCAUGCCAAUACGAAACCCUCCCAGACUGCAGCACGGUGCUGAAGAUCUCCGGGCCCGCGUGUGCCGUGAUUGGGCUGGGGGCUGUGGUCCUGGCCCGCUCCCGGGCACGACUUCAGAGAAGUGAGGAGCGCCUGCGAGGCAACCAGGGGGCCUCCGACCGAGCCUUCCUCUGUGGGGAGAGCCGCCAGUUUGUCCAGUGUCUCAUCUUUGGGUUUCUGUUCCUGACGAGUGGUAUGCUCAUCAGUGUACUGGGCAUUUGGGUCCCCGGGUGUGGCUCAGACUGGGUGCAGGAACCGCUGAAUGAGACAGACACUGCUGACUUAGAGCCCCAGAUCUGUGGAUUCCUGUCCCUGCAGAUCUUGGGACCCUUGAUUGUGCUUGUGGGAUUGUGUUUCUUCGUGGUUGCCCAUGUUAAGAAGAGAAACAACUCGAAUGUGGGCCAGGAUGCUUCUGAAAGUGAAGAGAGACAGACCCAGAACAUGGAGCCCGUCCAGGUCACUGUAGGUGAUGCCGUGAUCAUAUUCCCACCUCCUCCACCACCUUACUUCCCUGAGUCUUCAGUUUCUGCAGCUACUCGGAGUCCUGGGGCUGACAGUUUGCUCCCAAAUGAAAAUCCACCUUCAUAUUACAGUAUUUUUAACUAUAGGAUCCCAACUCCUGAGGGCCAAGGCGCAGCCUCUGAGAGAGAUUGUGAAUCUAUAUAUACUAUUUCUGGGACUGCUCCAUCCUCUGAGACCUCACACACUCCCUGUCUCUCAUCCGAAUUGCCUCCCAGAUACGAAGAAAAAGAAACUGCUGCCACCACAUCCUUGUCUCCAUCUUCUGAGCCUUCCCCACCAUGAGCCACGGACUCCAGUUCAAUUUUUUAUAGAAUCAAUCACUAUUUAAUUUGUUUUUCUAAUAAAAAAUACAGUAGAAUC